CUACCAUUCAGUAUAAACAUUCAUGACGUCGUAUGAAGGCCGAAUUCUUAAGUUAAUUAACGGUCAUGGCAGUUUCUCAGGUGUCUCCUGGUCUCUUUCUCACUGACCUGGACUCAGCACUGAAUUGCAGUGUGUUGACCAGCAGGAGUGUUACCCUCAUUAUAAAUGUCAGUGGACUCGAGGGCAUGUCUUACCCUCAGCUGGAUGGUCUUCAGGUCUUCCACAUCCCAAUCCAGGACCAGCCCCAUGCUCCCUUGAGACAUUACUUUGACCAUGUAACUGAACGGAUCAACCAGAACCAGACAGGGGCAACUCUGGUACACUGCAUUGCUGGACGAAGUCGGUCUGCUGCUCUGAUCAUGGCCCACCUGAUGAGAUCUGAAGGUCUCAGUCUGCGCCAGGCUCAUGAACGCGUUCUGGAGUGUCGACCCUUUAUCAGACCCAAUGCUGGUUUCUGGAGGCAGCUGAUAGACCACGAGGUGGCACUGUUUGGCAGGAACACAGUGCAGAUGGUGAGGACACCCAGUGGUGUCCUGCCAGAGGCUCUUCCCGACUUGGAGGAUGCCAAUGCCAUGGCAAUGUACUGCGUCAAUAUUUGAAGAAGCUGCUGCUGCUUUCACUGUCUUUAAAGGGACAGUUUGUGAUUUCAAACCAUGGUUGUAUGAGGUACUGACACAGUGUGAUCAUAUAUUGACUGUAGAGUUGCUGAUCUACUGCGGCAUUGUUUGGUAUUAUAAAUACUGCACAUCCAAGUCACAAACCAACCAGGAUCAACAGCUCCUAAGUCCAACUGUCACAGAGGUAAAUUUGAAUGAAAGAUGUCAA
Solea senegalensis (Senegalese sole) is the source of this 825-nucleotide messenger RNA. RefSeq names its product dual specificity protein phosphatase 14-like. Gene Ontology annotation, biological process: protein dephosphorylation. The record is from RefSeq and is a predicted model, not a curated record. The coding region runs from base 66 to 599 and encodes 177 amino acids. Lineage: Eukaryota; Metazoa; Chordata; Actinopteri; Pleuronectiformes; Soleidae. Gene Ontology annotation, molecular function: protein tyrosine/serine/threonine phosphatase activity. The transcript is spliced from 3 exons. Gene Ontology annotation, cellular component: cytoplasm.